GUCAAAAUAAAAGCUGGGUUUUGCGGACUUCUAUUAAAUUCUGCUGCUGGCGGAAAUGAGUCGCUUCCGUCGUCGCUUAGAUUCCAGACUAAAAAAGUCGUGUCCUCAUCCCCGGAAGUCCACCUUCUGUGGUGUUAUUCUCCUGGCAGUGGGCGUGAUCUUGCUCUGGUAUUUCUUAUAUUACAGGUGUCCAUUUGGGAAGUCAUGUGGACCGGGUGAGAAGUGUCUGAGCUUCACCCGGUGGUGUGAUGGUGUAAAGGACUGUUCAAACGGAGCAGAUGAGUCCCAAUGCUUUCGCCUGCAGGGGAUUGAUUUCCUGCUGCAAGGUUAUUCAUCAGACGACAAUGCCUGGUUGCCUGUAUGUGCCGAGAACUGGAAUGACAACUACGGGAGUACUGUGUGUGUGCAGAUGGGCUACGACAGCAAGUUUUAUGAGAGCUCUUCUCAAGUCAACUUUAAAGCCUCAGCCCCAGCGGGAUUCUUGAAGCUAAAGUCUGGAAGUAGCUCUGAAUCCCCGAUACAGACACAGCUCAUGCACAGCCCAGAGUGCUCAGUCAGAGCUGUUAAACUUCAUUGCAUUGAAUGUGGCAAGAGUUUCGCAGCUCCCAGCGGUCGCGUCGUAGGCGGCUAUGAGGCCGUGAAAGGAGCUUGGCCAUGGCAAGUCAGCCUCCAGGUUUACCAUCAGCAUGUGUGCGGCGGCACCAUCGUCAGUUCAUACUGGAUCCUGACUGCAGCACACUGCUUCCAAACACUUUCUGAUCCUCAAUUGUGGACGGUAACCUAUGGGGAUGUGCAGUUGUCAAAGAUGCCAACGAGAAUGCCAACUGAGAGAAUCGUUAGACAUCAGAAAUUUGACCCUAAGACCAAUGACUUCGACAUUGCAUUGCUAAAACUCAGUAAGCCCAUCAUUUUCAAACAAAGAACAGUGAGACCACUGUGUCUUCCCAAUGUUGAGCUUCAUAUGAAUAAUAGCAAAGAUGCCUGGGUCACUGGAUGGGGGCAAUUGUAUGCGUCUGGUCCAUCUCCUGAUAAACUACAUCAAGCUCAGGUUACCGUUUAUGUUCGAGAGUUAUGUAAUCAUCGUUACGUGUUGAAUGGGAGGGUAACUGAUACCAUGUUCUGCGCAGGCAAAAUGCGAGGAGGCGUCGAUACCUGCCAAGGUGACAGUGGAGGACCUCUGGUGUUUAACUCAGGAAAUGUAUGGUGGCUGAUAGGGAUCACUAGCUGGGGCUUUGGAUGUGGUUUGAAGACCAAGCCAGGAAUGUACUCCAAUGUAUCGUACUUUAGGGAGUGGAUACAGAAACAAAUGCAGGAUGAGUGGCAAACAGAACUCUGAUGUCCCUACCAAUGCACUUUGAGUCCAAAACAUUGGGAAAAUGUGAUUAAUGAGGAUUUUUUUUUUUUUUAAUCAGGUAUUGGGAGAAAAAAAAUCCUAUUAAAUAUGCUUUUUUUCUCAAUGCAAGCAUUUAAUGUUUGCUUUUAGAAAAAAAAAUCUAGCUAUUUAUUUGCUCAGAUGUGCGAGAUUUGUCUGAAUGUGGAUUCCUGCCACUGUUAAUGAACAGUUAACCUAGUCAUUCAUCUGGAUGUGGACAUCCCAACAUGCUACAAGGUGUGACUUUACAGAAACUGAUCUAUUUCCUCGUUGAAAAAUAGGGAGAUAGUUUGAGGAAAUGCUCAGGCUGAGAUUUUUAUUAUUUAACUGGAAAUGUACAUUUAAAUUUUAUGAUGUCUUUUGUCUUUAUUACUUUCACUAUCUUAUUCAGGAUUCUGUGUAUUCUCACUGUUGCAAAGCUCCGUGUGAGGUAAUUUCUUUGUAAAACAACUGUAAAUGAUUCACCAAAUGUUUGGAACUCCUGAGAUUAAAGCCUAUUUGAACAGAAAA
Gambusia affinis (western mosquitofish) is the source of this 1882-nucleotide messenger RNA. It is a transcript of the gene tmprss2, whose product is annotated as transmembrane serine protease 2. Bases 56 to 1336 code for a protein of 426 amino acids. The transcript has 12 exons. The record is from RefSeq and is a predicted model, not a curated record. Gene Ontology annotation, cellular component: membrane. Gene Ontology annotation, biological process: proteolysis. NCBI's taxonomy places the organism in Eukaryota, Metazoa, Chordata, Actinopteri, Cyprinodontiformes, Poeciliidae. Gene Ontology annotation, molecular function: serine-type endopeptidase activity; protein binding.